AUGGUUGAACAGCUAUACAAAAACUCGGCCAGUGAGUCGCCCGUGGUGAUUCGCAUGGCCAAUUGGGAGAGCGAGCGCGAGGCGGUCGAGCAGAUUUUGCUUGAAUACGAGCAAGGUUUGGCCAUAGACCUUUGCUUUCAAGGCUUCGCCCAAGAGUUGCAAAACCUGCCAAUAAUCUAUAAGGCCCCUGAGGGCGCUAUGCUAUUGGCUUGGGUAGAUGGGCAAUUGGCAGGUUGCUGCGCCCUGAGGCCGUUGCCCGAAUCGGACCAUACCAACGCUGCGGAAAUGAAGCGUUUAUUUGUGCGCAAGGCUUUUCGUGGCUUUGGUUUAGGGCGUAUGCUAAGUGAGGCAACGCUGGAGGCCGCUAAAAUGGCGGCUUACGACUGCGUUUUAUUGGAUACUUUGGAGGAUAUGCAAAGCGCGCGCAGUCUCUACGCUGAUUUGGGCUUCUACGAAAUUGACCCCUACUACGAUAGCCCCAUAAAAGACGCCCAUUAUCUUAAAGCGGAUCUGUAG
Molecule: messenger RNA, 516 nt
Organism: Darwinula stevensoni
Lineage: Eukaryota; Metazoa; Arthropoda; Ostracoda; Podocopida; Darwinulidae
Source: the annotation of a GenBank genome assembly